UUGAGGCAUCAAAAAUUUUAAAGCCUCUUGAGAGUAGGAGUUUGACGCCACAGGUACAUCGCGCGACGGCCCAUUUGAUUGCCAGCAACGUUUUCUCCGAGAUUACCGCCUUACCGUUGACGCUGAUUGCCUCAGUCCUUUCGCGGCAACAUGACGUCGUUUCGGGCCUUCCUUGCCGUUACAGCUCCUCUCUCUUCUCUCACCACCGCUUCCUUUCCAACUCGCCCCAACUCACUUCCUCAGAACCGCUUGUGCAAGUUUGGUGUGAAAUGUAGAUAUGCAGAAGCAGGAAUCAAAGAUGACUCAAGAUCCCCUACCAUAGAUGUCGUGGCUGAUGUCAAGAGCGAAAAGGUUGUUGUCUUAGGAGGCAGUGGUUUUGUUGGUUCUGCGAUAUGCAAGGCUGCGGUAUCCAAGGGCAUAGAGGUUAUAAGCCUAAGCAGGUCAGGGCGCCCUACUUACCCAGGUUCAUGGGUGAAUCAGGUUAAUUGGAUAUCAGGAGAUGUUUUCUAUGCAAACUGGGAUGAAGUACUUGUUGGGGCUACAGCUGUGGUGUCGACUCUGGGAGGUUUUGGCAGUGAGGAACAGAUGAAAAGAAUUAAUGGCGAGGCUAAUGUCACAGCUGUAAAUGCUGCAAAGGAUUUUGGGAUUCCCAAGUUUAUCUUAAUCUCAGUACAUGAUUACAACCUACCAUCAUUUUUACUAUCAUCUGGAUACUUCACAGGAAAGAGGAAAGCUGAAUCAGAAGUUCUUUCGAAAUAUCCAAACUCUGGCGUUGUCCUAAGGCCAGCUUUCAUAUAUGGAAAGAGGAGAGUGGAUGGUUUUGAGCUUCCACUGGAUCUGGUUGGGGAGCCACUGGAGAGAAUUCUUAGUGCUACGGAGAACUUAACCAAGCCUUUAAGUUCUCUUCCAGCAUCUGAUCUGCUCUUGGCACCGCCUGUUAGUGUAGAUGAUGUUGCAUACGCAGUCAUAAAUGCAGUAAAAGAUGACGACUUCUUCGGCAUUUUCACAAUUGAACAAAUCAAGGAAGCUGCUGCAAAAGUGAAAGCUUGAAUCACUUCAAUAUAUUAAACUAGUUGUUAGUAACCUAUACACAGCACCUGGAUAACAAAUGUUACUUGUUUUAACAUCCUUCAUGUUGUCCUUGAUCGUUCAAAUUGACUAAUUGCAAAGUUCAGCUGUUGUAAAGUGUUUCAAAUUUAUUCA
Messenger RNA from Theobroma cacao (cacao), 1203 nucleotides. Its product is annotated as NAD(P)-binding Rossmann-fold superfamily protein. Gene Ontology annotation, cellular component: mitochondrion. Lineage: Eukaryota; Viridiplantae; Streptophyta; Magnoliopsida; Malvales; Malvaceae. The record is from RefSeq and is a predicted model, not a curated record. Gene Ontology annotation, molecular function: protein-containing complex binding.